Molecule: messenger RNA, 516 nt
Organism: Aspergillus lentulus
Lineage: Eukaryota; Fungi; Ascomycota; Eurotiomycetes; Eurotiales; Aspergillaceae
Source: RefSeq, a predicted model, not a curated record
AUGAACAAGCGCUGGCCUCCUCUGGCCGACAAGACCUCCCUCCCCUACAGGCUCACCACCCUCUCCAAGCAAAAACUCGCCCGCGAGGCCACCGCGCCCGACCCGGAUAUCAGACGAUGCCUCGGCCACUUUCGCCUCCACUGCACGUCCAUGGAGUGGGCCCAGCGGGAUAUGACCUCUCGCAUCAAUUCGUUUGAUCUCGAUUCCGACUCGGAGGACGAGGAGGAGAUACAUGACGAUGAGGUUCCAGAGGUGGUGGAGCGUCUUGUCGAGAAGGCCAGCAGUGCUACCAUCACUGAACCCGCCGCUAAAGAGGAGACGACGCUCCAUGUGAGCUUUGAAGUCGUAUCAAGCGUCCCUGCCUCUACUCCUACUCCGUCCACACCAACAUCAACAACAGAACAAGAAAAAGAGAGCCUCCUGGAAAAAGGCCGCAGUUGUCUGGAAAAGACAGUCCAGAUGAAACAUUUCUGGCCCGCCCGUGGGCCCUGUCUACCUGUGCGCAUCGCCGGGUAA